AUGGCGCUGCUGGAGGGCGUCGGGGACGAGGUGGCGGCGCUCUUCGGGGCGCUGCUGGCGGCGGCGCUGCUGGGGCUGGCCUGGCUCUCCACGCGCACCGCCCAGGGCGGGGGAGGAGGGGGCGGAGGGGCCGAGGGGGAGGCUGCCCCGCUCUACUUCCCGGGCCAGGAGCAGCUGGUGCGCCUCAUCUACCAGGGCCAGCUCCUGCGGGACGACGGGCAGACCCUGGCCGCCCUGCACCUGACCCACAACAGCGUCCUCCACUGCCACGUCGCCCAGCGCCGGGCCUCGCCGGGCCCCUCUUCGGGCCGCGCCGGAUCCCGCAGCCUCCCGGAGGCCGCCCGGAGGCCGGCCCUGAACGUGGGCGGCCUGAUGGUGCCGCUGAUGGUGCUGAUGCUGGGCGCCCUCUGGUACUUCCAGCUGCAGCACCGCCACGCCUUCACCGCCACGGCCACCACCUGCCUGGCCGGCCUCACCCUCCUCUUCAGCUUCGUGGCCUUCGCCGCCUACCGCAGAUGA
Protobothrops mucrosquamatus (brown spotted pit viper) is the source of this 519-nucleotide messenger RNA. RefSeq names its product transmembrane and ubiquitin like domain containing 1 (gene TMUB1). The transcript is spliced from 2 exons. The record is from RefSeq and is a predicted model, not a curated record. Lineage: Eukaryota; Metazoa; Chordata; Lepidosauria; Squamata; Viperidae. Bases 1 to 519 code for a protein of 172 amino acids. Gene Ontology annotation, molecular function: protein binding.